Messenger RNA from Oncorhynchus keta (chum salmon), 1693 nucleotides. Its product is annotated as hepatocyte cell adhesion molecule-like. The record is from RefSeq and is a predicted model, not a curated record. The coding region runs from base 1 to 816 and encodes 271 amino acids. NCBI's taxonomy places the organism in Eukaryota, Metazoa, Chordata, Actinopteri, Salmoniformes, Salmonidae. The transcript is spliced from 5 exons.
AUGGAGAUAGAUGCAAAUCUGUUGGGAGCUGUGAAUGCUGAAGUCAAUACAUUGACAAGGAGAGAGAGGCAGUCUGUCAUUCUACACACUGGACUAACUGGACUACAGGCUGAUAAGAUAUUUUGGUUCUUUGGUCCAGUCAUUCCAAACACCUCAAUAGUUGAGAGUCAGGUCAUCAGAGGAGAGAACAUCACAGAAUUCAAAGGAAGAUUCCCAGACAGACUGCAGCUGGACAGAGAAACUGGAUCUCUCACCAUCAGAAAUCUCACCCUCAACAACUCUGGAGUUUAUCAGCUAGACAUUUUCAAUACACACAAAACAUCUCAGAGAUUCUAUCUAACUGUCUAUGCUCCAGUACCACUUCCUCAACUCAAAAAAAUCCCUGAAGGUCAUUUUCUGGACAAUUCAUCAGAGAAGGGGAGCUGUUCAGUGGUGUGUUCUGUGGAGAACCGGAGAGACAUGACCCUGUCCUGGUACAGAGGAGAGAAGAGACUCAACCAGACCAGCAGCCCUGACCUCUCCACCAACCUGUCUCUCCCUCUGGAGAUAAAGCUACAGGACAACAAUAUCUACAGUUGUGUGGCUGCCAACCCAGUCAGCUACCAGACAAUCAAACUCAACAUUGAAACGCUCUGCCUUCAGUUUGUAGGUGUCAUUAAUGAGUCUGGUCCUAAUCGAAUCACAAUCUUUGUGAUAGUCCUUGGACUAGGCCUAACGUUAUUUAUCGUAACAUGCUGCAUCUGGAAAAGGAAAUGUAUUAAAGGGUGCUGUGUAUCCACCUCAGGGAGUCCAGAAGAAGAGGACUCUGUUGGGUAGCCUACUCUGUUUUUUUUUAAAGAUAGCCUUAAAGGGCAAUUCCACCACUUUUCAACCUUAUAUUCAUUAUUUCCAGUACCAAACCAGUGUCUACAGUGCACUUUGUGUAUGAGUGUCUACAGCUUCCCAUGUGUAUGAAGAAUGGUCCACCGCCCAAAGGACAUUCAGUCAACUUGACACAACAGUGGGAAGCAUUGGAGUCAACAUAGGCCAGCAUUGCUGUGGAAUGCUUUCGACAUCUUGUGGAGUCCAUGUCCUGACAAAUUGAGGCUGGUCUGAGGGGGGUGCAAAUCAAUAAUAGGAAGGUGUCCCUAAUGUUUUGUAAGCUCAGUGUACUCCGGUGGUUUAAAUGUUCCCAUCAAAACAACAUAGAUUACUUUAGCCAAAUCCAAUGUAUUUUCCACAUCACAAUAACUUUACAAAUGACGUUGAAACAAUGUUGAUUCAACCGGUGUAUGUCCGGUGGGAUUUUAUGGUUUUUGUGACACCAACUGUGGGUUUGCUAGUUGAUAAAGGAAUUUAUAUGUUUAAAGUAACGAUGAAAGGAUUCCACCCUGAAAUCAUAUAAUUGCAUGAAAUGUGUUAGAGUCAUAAUUCCAUAAUGUGUGUGACUAGGCCAUUGUGUUACUAUUUCGCAAUAUGAGCUAGGUAGAGUUGAGACAUUCAAGGCCAACUGAACUGUCGACUUGUGAUAACUCUGAAACCAAAUAACAGGAAAGAGGCCUCCCCAACUUAGGUAAGGGGGAAUAACUGUUAGGAAUGGCUAGGCUUGUAGAAGAUAAUGAGAAAUUAUGUGUGUGUGUGAGGGGUUAUAAAAUUACUGUUUCCUAAUUUUUUACUUCAGAGUACUCUCUGAAUAAAGGAUUGAUCUAUUGCA